AGAGAAAUAGAGAGCGAGAGGGAAUGUGCACGUUGCGCGUGUUAGUGUCAGGGAGGGAUGCAUGUCGUCGCCUUCUCUGACCCAGGGUGGGCUUCCUUCUCGCAAACGCGCCGCGCUCUCCAAAAGGGCUAGAAACGGGUCCGGCGGCUAAACAACGCGCGGCCUUCGCCGGGACUGACAGCCGCGGCGAAAGCAGCCCCCGCCAGCCGGCCCUCGCUUUUGUCUGCUGGUGAAGGCGGCGGAGGAGGAAGCAGCCCGGCGUCGCUCCUCGCCGCGCGCUCCCUCGCUCGCGGCCGGGCUUUGGUCCCGCCUUUCCCGCUCCAGCAAAACGGCGCCGCGGGCCGGCCCCCUCGCUGGGCUGGCAAGCGCAAAACGGCCGCGCUCGGCCCAGGAUUUGAAAAGUUGAGUCAGACCUCAAGCCUGUUUUGUUACCGGAUUCCUGAUGUCUUUGGAAAUUGCCACAAACACAGUGAGAAGAUGAACAGCUACGAUUCAGAAAAACUGAAGGUUGAAAGAUUUUCUGACAAAAUUAGAGAGAGAGAAAUUGCAUUGAUUAAGAUAAAAAGACAUGAAGAUCUCUGAAAGUUAAGAGAAGAUAGGAUGGAUGCUACUGUAAUACUGUCUAUUCUGAAGAAAAAAUUAGCUUUCCUCUCAGGUGGGAAAGACAGAAGAAGUGGCCUCAUUCUGACAAUUCCAUUAUGCCUUGAACAAACAAAUAUGGAUGAAUUGAGUGUCACCUUGGACUAUCUGCUAAGUAUUCCUAGUGAAAAGUGUAAAGCCAGAGGAUUUACUGUUAUAGUGGAUGGUAGAAAAUCUCAAUGGAAUGUUGUAAAGACCGUGGUGUUGAUGCUGCAGAAUGUUGUUCCAGCUGAAGUAUCCCUUGUUUGUGUAGUAAAACCAGAUGAAUUUUGGGAUAAAAAGGUUACACAUUUUUGCUUUUGGAAAGAGAAAGAUAGACUUGGCUUUGAGGUUAUUUUGGUAUCUGCCAACAAGCUUACUCGAUACAUAGAACCAUCUCAACUAACAGAAGAUUUUGGAGGAAGUCUUACCUAUGAUCAUAUGGAUUGGUUGAACAAAAGACUGGCAUUUGAGAAGUUUACAAAAGAGUCUACAUCCUUACUUGAUGAGCUUGCAUUAAUCAACAGUGGAAAUGAUAAGGGAAACCAACAGGAGAAAGAGAGGUCUUUAGAUACUAAUUUUCUACCAUCUGUUGAUCCUGAGACGGUUCUGCAGACAGGUCAUGAGCUCUUAUCGGAAUUGCAGCAACACCGUUUUAAUGGUUCAGAUGGAGGAGUCUCCUGGUCUCCUAUGGAUGAUGAACUGCUUGCUCAGCCCCAGGUUAUGAAGUUAUUGGAUUCGCUCAGAGAACAGUAUACACGGUAUCAGGAAGUAUGCAGGCAAAGGAGCAAACGAACUCAGUUGGAAGAAAUUCAACAGAAAGUAAUGCAGGUAGUGAACUGGCUUGAAGGGCCGGGUUCGGAACAGCUUAGAACCCAGUGGGGAAUCGGUGAUUCAAUUAGGGCUUCACAAGCUUUGCAACAGAAACAUGAAGAGAUUGAAAGUCAACACAGCAUGUGAGGACAUGGUAGAUGUGAGACGAUUAAAGAUGCUUCAGAUGGUUCAGCUAUUUAAGUGUGAAGAGGAUGCUGCUCAGGCAAUAGAAUGGUUAAAUGAAUUAUUAGAUGCGCUGCUGAAGACUCAUACCCGUUUGGGAGAUGAUGCCCAAGAAACCAAAAUUUUGUUGGAAAAACAUAGGAAAUUUGUUGAUGUAGCUCAGAGUACCUAUGAUUAUGGGCGGCAAUUACUACAGGCUACUGUGGUUUUGUGCCAGUCUCUGAGAUGCACUUCUAGAUCGUCAGGAGAAACACUUCCAAAGCUGAACCGCGUAUGGAAACAAUUCACAAUCACUUCAGAAGAAAGAGUAACAAGGCUAGAGAUGGCUGCUGCUUUCCACUCAAAUGCGGAAAAAGUUUUGCAAGAAUGUCCAGAUGAGUCUGAAUCUAUAUAUGAUCAGGAACAAUUUGAUGAGAUUGAAGCUGUUGGAAAAUCCCUUCUGGAUAGAUUAACAGUUCCAGUGGUUUAUCCUGAUGGCACUGAGCAGUUUUUUGGGAGCCCGAGUGACAUGGCUUCUUCAGCCGAACACAUCCGAGAGAAGAUAAAGUUGGUUUGUCUGAGAAAACAACAACUGACACAACCAGAUGGCUGUACCACAGAGACCUAAUAGCCUCUCCCUGCCAAUUCAUAAGAUGCCUAUUUGUAACUCCGCAUGACAUCUGCAUUCUAUGCCUGCCAUAGUACAUGAAAAUGCAUUUCAUAGCUAUUAUUAAGCAUAAAAAAAAACCUCUUCAUCCUUCUUGAAGCGAAUCUUAUUCUACAUCUUAACCAUGCAUUUCUACAAAGCCAUAAUUUAACAUGCUAUGAACAUCCAGACUUCAACUAUAAUGAAAAGGAACAGAAGACGUUGCACUGAAUACUUGCUUUGAAGCUUUAUCCCACCCUAUCAGGUGCUGCUUCCUCUAGGCAACUGAUGCAAGUUUUAAAAUGGUGCUAAUAAGUGCAAGUUCCACAAAAAAUAAUUCUGUUUAUUCUCCAGAUGAUGUAGUAUUUUAGGCUGUAGGUGAAACUAUCUGUUGUAUAGACCUAUAAUUUUGAUUUGUAUUUUUUUUAAAUGGUCCUUUUUAUUGUGCGGAUACGUGCCAUCAAAUCCUGGAAAUUCAUUAUAUUGGAUUUUUUCCCCCCAAUUUGUAUGGAUAAUGUAUUAAGAAAUGUUUUGUGCUUAAUAAAGUCCACCUUUUAAAAAUCCAGUAACUUUUAUGGAAGCUUGCAUUUCCUACUUUAUUGCAGGAAAUUGUAAAAGAGAGUACGUCCAUUUUGGAUCUUGAGUGAAAGUUUCUUAAUAAUUGAAAGAAGAGGGAAUAAGCAUCAUCAUGUAACCAAGGAAGAAAAAUGAUAUGAAAGCAGCUGUUGACAGUUAACGGCAAAUUAAGUUCAUUUUUCUUUUUGACGUUUGUUUGUAGAUGGGAAGGAAAAGGACUUACAUUUUACAAGAGUAAGAAUUAAAGUCUGGCGAGAGGGAUUUGUAGGUGCAAAUUGAAGACAUAAGAGAAAUUGAUAGGUUUCUCUUUUAACGUACCUUUUUUUCUCUUUUUUUCUACAAGUAUUGAUAUUGGACAUAUAUGUUCCACUAGUUACAUCUUUAUGACUGAGCAAAUUCAAGUAACAGCUGAUGAUGCAAUUUCCAGAGCUGAUAAAUGCUAGGUAUUGUAAUAAAAUGAUCAAAUAUAGGGCAUAAAUUAUGUAUUCAUUCCUCCAAUCUGCAAAAGCCAAAUAAAAACCUUUAUAUAUUUAUGAA
This is a messenger RNA of Thamnophis sirtalis, 3352 nucleotides long. The record is from RefSeq and is a predicted model, not a curated record. Lineage: Eukaryota; Metazoa; Chordata; Lepidosauria; Squamata; Natricidae.